Molecule: messenger RNA, 702 nt
Organism: Pyrus x bretschneideri (Chinese white pear)
Lineage: Eukaryota; Viridiplantae; Streptophyta; Magnoliopsida; Rosales; Rosaceae
Exons: 1
Coding region: 158-601 (147 amino acids)
Source: RefSeq, a predicted model, not a curated record
AUCCCCACCAUGAGUCCAUGAAUCCAUUACAUAAAGUUGAAGGUUCCUUCGUACCCCAUCUACUUUUUACCCACAGUUUAGGUUUGGCAUAAUCUUAAAGCUAGAUCUAUUCUUUCUCCCACAACACCAAAUCACCAACAAGAAGUUAUCCAACAACAUGGAAGAUCUCAUUGCUCAAUUCAGCUUCCUCUCCAACCAAGCCUUGCAAGACGAGUCCUUCGACCCCGCCACGAUCGAGGACCUCAUGAAGCUGUUCGAGAUCGAAGCCUACAGAUCGUGGGCCGCGGUCGAGCUCGAACAGCAACAGGAGGUGGAAGAAGCCGAGACUGCCAUGCAGGAAGCCGAGGACUACAUGGACUCGGUGAUGGAGAGCGCCAUGGACGAGUUCCGACGCUUCGAGGAGGAGAUGGAACGCAUGUCGAAAGAGGAAAUGGACAGCCUGGUUGCGACGGCGGAAGGGGCUAGGAGGAUGGGGAAGUUGAUGGAAAAUGCAGCAACUGUUGCUUCCAAGAGGUACAUUGAGGCUGCACUCAACUCCGCUACUGCUUCCAUGAAAUCGGCUUGGAAGGGCAUUUCUACCAAGAAGGUUCACCCUUCUUGAUUAAUCAUGUGUUAAUUAGAUUCUAAGUAUAAUUACUGCCUUUGUAUUUGCUUAAUCUUCUACAAAACAAAAUACAUUUGAGAAUAAAUUACCUUCUGGAA